AUGAGCAACUCAGGGCUCGCGUGCUUGUUCGACGCGCACGCGCUUCAAUGGCGGCUCGUGAAGCUGCGACACGGGGACGCGUGCGCCCGGCGCUGCAGGUGCCAUGAUGACUUUUUGAAAGAGGCGCGCUGGCCGCCGCGGCCGAAACUGUGGACCACGGACGACCCGCCGCGCCUUGACAUGGAAGGCCCGCCGCGCCUUGACAUGGAAGGCGCAGCCGAGGCAGAUGUGCGCGCAGCAGCAGCGGAAGCGGCGGCGGCGGCGGCGGCAGCAGCAGCAGCAGCAGCAGCAGCAGCAGCAGCAGAGGGGCGGCAUGCAGCGCCGUUCCUAGUGGACGAGCUGAUGGGCAUGGAGCAGCUGAGGCGCGUGACGGUGAUGUGCGACUGGGGGUACUACGAUUGCAACUACGGCUGCCACGACCCUGAAUCGUCCCGCCCCUUCAUCGACCCGCAUCAUGUCUCGCCCCUUCCGCUCCCCGUUGCCUUGCGCACGCGACUCGAGCAGCUGCUGUCGCAGCGAAAUCAGCAGCACGUCAGCGCGCUGCACAUGCCCGUGACAACCGGCAGAUACUCAGGCCGCGCGUGGCAUAUUGGGGAAAUGAUGGGCUUGGCGCGCUCUUGCGUGAACCUGCGGUCGCUGCACCUUGUUUAUGAGCUGCCGUCUAGUGCACUGCACUUCGUCCUCUGUAGCAACAACUACCUCACAAUGAGUGAAGAAGUAGCUGCCUUGCUCUCCCGUCUCGCCCACCUCUCGCUCCCGCUCUUCGACCUCCCGCCUUAUCUCCUUCCCCACCUCUCCUCCCUCCGCUCCCUCCGUCUCUCCCUCUCUGCUCCCCACCACCCUCUCCUCCUCUCCGGUCGCCCCUUCCACUCUCUCUCCCGCCUCUCCCUCCUCCACCUCUCCCUUGGAACCCCCACCACCCCCCUUUUCGAGCCUCUCUCGCCGGACCUGUUUGCUGGGCUCGGACCGACCCUGUCGUCUUUAACGUUCCUAGUGUGUGCAAAGCCGACAGGGGGGGAAGAGAUGAGGAGGAAAAGGCGUGGUGUGAGGGCGCAGGGAAAAAGGGGUGGGGGUGGGGGGAUGAGGGAGAGUGAAGGAGGUAACGGCGAGCGGAAGGGAGGAGGACGAGGGGAGGAGGAGGAGGAGGAGGAGGAGGAGGAGGAGGAGGAGGAGGAGGAGGAGGAGGAGGAGGAGGAGGAGGAGGAGGAUGGAGGCGGAUGGGUGGGGGAUGGGUGGGGUGGGGAGGACUCGGUGGUGGGGUGGCUGCCUGCCUCGCUGUGGUCGCUCACGCGCCUGCAGCAGCUCACCACCAACGUGGGAGGCGAGUGGCACUGCAUGGGCCUCAACGCCCUCUUUGCCCCGCACGCCUCCCUCUCCUCUUCCUGCCGCUGCUGCUGUUCCUCCAGCAGCGACGAUUCUACACACCCCCACCAGCGGCACCAUCAAUGCCUUGCUGCCCUCUCUAACCUGACCUCUCUUUCCCUCCUCGCUCACCGCACCUUCCCUCCCUGCCUCUCCUCCCUCUCCUCCCUCACUCUCCUCUCCAUCCCCCUCGCCUCCCCUCUCCAAUCCCCCGCUUCUCUCGCUCUCUUCACCCAGUGGCCCCGUUUGUCUCAUCUGCACGUGAAUGGUGAGGGUCCCGCCAAACCAACCUUCUGCUACACCAAAAUUGCAACUGGUCUCGCCGAACCUCCCACAAGCCCCGAAGCAACCCCUUCGUCAGACUCCCUCCGCCACAUCACUCUCACGGGGACAGCUGGCGUCAUCCCAUUGGCAGUGUGGGGCCGGCUGUGCCCUCAGCUGCAGUCCCUCAAGAUCCAAGGCUCGCCCCUCGUGGCUGUACAAGGAUGGGGGGGGGCAUUGGGGGAGGCGAAAGGGGAGGGGGAUGUGGGGAAGGGCGCAUGUGGUGGAGCAGAUAAGCUACCUGCGUGUUUCUUUCCUUUUCUUGAGGAGCUUGUGUUGGUCAACGUGAGAAACCAUGCAUGUUCUCACUCAGGGCAAGGGCCCUCAAGACCAGAGGAUACUGGCCCGCAGCGGCAGCAGCAGCAGCAGCCGCAGCAGCAGCCGCAGCCGCAGCAUACGCUCGCAUUCAUGGGUAUGCUGCCGCGCCUGACCCACUUGGCCAUCCAUGACUCCCCACGGCCGUCCCACCCGCCCAUGCACGCACCCACCAUCCUGCCGCACCUCCUCCCCAACCUCACCUUCCUGCGCAUCCACUCCCCCCCACGUGCACCCCUGCCCGUGCUGCCCCACCUGCGCACGCUCAUAGUGGGGUCCUACCCGCACUCCUCGCGCUUCCUCGCGUCGCUCGCCCUCUUCCCCGCCCUCACUGCCCUCCGCAUCUUCAACCUCUCCAUGCACAACUACCACUCCGCCCUCUCCUGCCCUCCCCACCUCACAUCGCUCCAAAUCUGCCACUCCCACACUCCCUUCCUCCCCGACUGCCUCCGCCUCUUCUCCUCCCUCACUCGCCUCCACCUCUUUCAGUGUAUGCCGAUCCGCGCCCUCCCCUCCUUCCUCUCGACCUUUUCCUCCCUCACCCACUUCUCCUUCGACCGUGGCUGCAACCCUGUUGUGGUGCCCCUGGAGCUUGAAGGGUACCUGCAGGGGAAAGGGUGGGUGCGAGAGAAGGAGGAGGAGAAGAAAAGGAAGGGGCAUCAAGGGAGGAAACCGAAGACAGAAUGGGAGAUUGAGGAGGAGAGGAAGAGAAAGAUGAUAAUUCAGAGUGUGUUUGAGGGAUCGGUGUUGAGUGAAGAGCAGAAGAAGGAGCAGAGGGAGUGGUGGAGGCAGGUGGGGAGGAAGGCGGAAGAGCAGUGGGAGUGGAGUGAGGUUGUAGGAGAGGGGCAGGACGAGCAGCAGCAGCAGGAGGAGGAAGAGCGUCGGCAGGAGGAGGAAGAACGGCGGCAGGAGGCGGAGCAGGGAGGCGAGUUGGUGCAAGGGGUACAGGAGGUGAAGGUGAGAGGCUCAUGCAAGGACGCGGGUGACUACAAUCAUGAUUCGCACGACCAACCGAACUUAAAACCAGAGAAACUUUCAGUAGGGGUGUUACAGCAUCCAAAGAACAGCGGAAUCAGCAACAGUGAUGACAGCAGCACUCCCAACGGUACACAGCUGUUGCAGCUGCCAUGGGAGGUGCUGCAAAGCGUGGUGCAGCGGGUGCAGAGUCCUGUGGAGCAGGCGAGAGUGAGACUGGUGUGCCGCGAGUGGCACCACUGCUGCCGCCUCCACACCUCCUGCUUCGCCCUCGCCCUCCACCCCCUCACACUCGCCUGGCUGCCCAUCCCCCUGCUCCACCCCCCUCCCUCCACUUCUUCCUCCUCCAAGCCUGUUUGCAGCAGUCCCAGCAGGAUAAGCCACCACGAGACAACAGCAGCAGCAGCAGCAGGUCUCAACGGUUCUCCUCUCUUCUCCUCCGCGUGGCUCCCCUCCGUUUCUCCCUUCUGGGUCAUCCACUCCUCCCCCACCUCCCCCUUCUCCCUGCUCCCCUCCUCCCACCCUCCCUUCACCCUCCCCCCUUCCAUCACCCCCUCCUCCCUCUCCACCUGCUUCACCCACUAUCUAAGCGCCGAGGAACACCUCUCCCCCAUCUGGUUCUCCUCGCUCCCCUCCCCCGCCUCCCUCGCCCACACCCUCGCCCGCUACCCCAACCUCUCUACGCUCGCCCUUCCCCUCGUCUCCACCACGACCCGCCCCCUCCGCCCCUCUCAUCUGCGCUCUCUGCUCGCUGCUGCUGCCGCUCUCCCUGCUCUCACCUCCCUCUCCUUGCUCCUAGAGCCCGGUUUUCUACCCGAAUACAGGUGGGGAAAUGGGCCGGAAGGCUGGCAGGACGGCUGGUGGGAGGCUGCUGGCACGGAGGCGAAUCAAGAGAUGGAGAGGGGGCUGUUUGCCGUGAUCAAGAGAUGCCGGGGACUCAACCAGCUGUGCGUUCAAGGGGAGACCCUCACAGACCGACUCAAACUCCCCGACUCUCUCUUCCUCCGCUGCCCGCAACUCACCGCCCUCUCCCUCCCUCUCUCCCGCCUUCCCUCCUCCCUCCUCCUCCUCUCGCACCUCACCUCCCUCGCCCUCGCCCUCCCAGAAGACCCCAUGCCGCCCUGCCUCUCCCUCCACUCCCCCUUCGCCCACCUCCGCUCCCUCCGCUCGCUCUCUCUGUACGUGCCUAACACCCUUCACCGCUACUACCUUCCUGAGGACGGCAGCAGCUGGAGUAGCGUGUCUGGCGACCUGCUGCUGGGUCUGCCCUCCUGCCUCUCCACCCUCUCCCUGCACCUCCCCGUAUUCACCAUGCCCUCUUCCUUCUCCUGCCUCACUUCCCUCACUCGCCUCGACUCCAACCUCUGGAUUCCGGGACUGGAUGAUGAUGACGAGGAGGAGGAGGAGGAGGAGAAAGAGGAGGAGGAGGAGGGGGAGGAAGAGGAGGAAGGGGUGGGAGAGGAUGAUGGUGAUGAUGGUGAUGAGGAGGAGGAGGAGCAAAGCAAUGGGUUUGCCAAUGCAGGUGUUGCCUCGAGACUUACUGAAGAGAGACUGCUGCCUCUCUGCAACCUCACCUCCCUCUCUCUCUCCCACUACCAAUUCUUCCCCUCUCUCAUUCCCCACCUCACCCGCCUCACCUCGCUCUCCCUCCCAUCCCUCCACUGCGCAAACGACCUCUCUCGUCUCACUCGCCUGGAGGACCUUUUCCUCGCCUGCAACAGCCGCUGCGACAGCUCCGACUCACCCUGCCUGCCCCACCUGCCCCGCCUGCGUCGCCUGCGCGUGCAAUGCCCCGAUCAUCCCAUGUACGUCGCUCGGUUCAUAGCGCGCGUGGCAGCAUCUCUGGAGCAGCUCGACGUGCGCGCCGACCUCAUCCGUUACUCCGAGGGGAAUCUUUGCGCGUGGUGCACAGACAGCGGUGAAUGGACGGCGCCUGUGUUUCCCAAGCUCAAGGUGCUGCAGCUGCUCGGCAACUCAGGCCCCUCUUCCCACAUCGACAUGGAUCUCUUCCCUGCCCUGGAGCACAUGGCACUCGCUGGCAGCCGAUAUGUGUCCUGGAAGGUGGAGAGUGGCUGCUCUGCCAACCUCCGCUUCCUGCACUUGCACAGUGCAAAGCUGUCGGGAUAUGACAGUGAUCGUCACCUGACGCAGCUCACGGCGCUGACCACUCUGGUGGUGGACAACGCUGACUGCCGGGACUUCAUUGCAUGCCUCUCCUGCUUCUCCUCCCUGCACACCCUCCGCCUCUCCAACAUCACCAGAGGCUGCUCCCAGCCCUAUCUCACGUGCCCGCCUCGCCUCGCCACGCUUCAAAUCUGCCGCUGCGACCUGCCGCACCUCCCAUCCUCGCUGCUCAAAUUCUCCCGCCUCACUCGUCUCGACCUCCUCCACUGGCGCCGCUUGCACUCUCUCCCGCCUUUCCUCUCCCAGUUCACGUUGCUCCGUCAUUUCAGAGUCACUUGCGAUGGCCCCAUGCCCCACGUGCCUCCAUGCCUGGAAGACUUUCUCAAAGGGAAGGAAUGGUACGAGCAUUCGCCCUGUGAUGGGAGCUUUGACAGCUGA
Molecule: messenger RNA, 5535 nt
Organism: Closterium sp. Naga37s-1
Lineage: Eukaryota; Viridiplantae; Streptophyta; Zygnematophyceae; Desmidiales; Closteriaceae
Source: the annotation of a GenBank genome assembly